Molecule: messenger RNA, 1500 nt
Organism: Pseudoliparis swirei
Lineage: Eukaryota; Metazoa; Chordata; Actinopteri; Perciformes; Liparidae
Gene: tex9
Product: testis expressed 9
Exons: 13
Coding region: 107-1354 (415 amino acids)
Source: RefSeq, a predicted model, not a curated record
UAGCGAGUCCCCCGGUGUGCUCUGCCCUGCAGUACCCCUCACGUUAUGGGAUUGCUCUGCAUGUGCAUGGCCACCGUACUGUGCGCGAACUGAACAAGUAGUUGCUAUGCAACCUGAGCCGCAUCGCCUCCGUGUUUCUACAAUGGCUGAAAGAAGUUUUGAUAAAAGGGUCCGUCCGCCUCAAUGCGUCGUCUCGCAGAAACGUCCGUCCUUUAGCAGCAAGGCUGUGAGGUCCAAGAUGGUGGAAGUCAGACCGAAGGCAAAAUCUGCCUGUGGUUCAACAAAGAAGCACACAGAUGACCUUCUUGCUCAGGAAGAACAUUACAAACUCCUAAAUGCAGAGCUGGAAGCCAAAACAGCAGAUCUAGUAAGACAGGCAGAACAACUUAUGAGAGACCAGAGAGAAGUUCUGUCAAAACCUUUCUCCACCGUCCUGUUCACGGACGUUGAGGAUGAAGCGGAGUCAAGGAAGACGCGGCCUCCACAGAGCACGAUGCAGCAGCCUGGUGUGAAGGUGGUGACCAACAAAAGAAAAGAGCCUCGUUGUAAAACAGUAACCCCAAAGAUAUCUCAUGUGGCUGAUUUAGCAGAUGGAGAAGACUCUGAUCUCUUCCUGGCAAAGACGAUACGGAGCAUGGAGGAGAAGAUGAACGACAUCGUGAUUCAAGAAGAUGUUGUGGAUGAAGAGGUUGAUGCUGGAGACGAUGUAGGACCAGGCGUUUCAGAAGCUCAAAUACGAGUUCAUAAGGCAAAACUACGGAUCAUGCAGGAGGAACUGGAUCAACUCUCAUGUGAAUAUUAUAAGAAGGAUGAUGAAAAUUCAAAGCUCGGUGCUAAAAUGAAGGAGCUCGAGGAGGAGCGAGCCAGACUGCAGAAAACUACAAACAUCCAGCAGACGCAGAUGGAAAAGCACAGAGCUUUAGCAGAGGAGUCCGACAAGAAGUGCGAUGGCCUGCAACUGCAAGUGUCUGCAUUACACAAGGAGAUAGAACAUCUGAAUCGAUCCCACAAACAAGCGGCGGCGGUGCACAGCACGGUGGAGGUCCGUCUGAACAGAGCCUUGGAGGAGGGGGAGAGGUUCAAGGCUCAACUCAACAAGAUGACACAGACCAACAAGGACAAGAUAACCGAGGAGCAUCAGAGUAAAGAAAAUCUACUUGCUGAAAACAAAAUGCUCAAAAAACAGAAAUCGGAACUCGUUGUGGGUUUCAAGAAACAGCUCAAGCUUAUUGACAUCCUCAAAAGACAAAAGAUGCAUUUCGAAGCCGCCAAGCUGCUGUCGUUCACAGAGGACGAGUUCAUGAAGGCUCUGGACUGGGGGAAGUCCGAGACGCAGAGAGGUUCAGAUAAAUGAGAGCCUUCGGGUUCAAAGUGCAUUUAGAUUUAGAGAUGUCGUUAUUAUUAUCACAUUUAGCCAGCAGACAGCCUCAGGUCUUUUCUGGAAUUGUUUUUAUUAGGAUCCUGUCAGCACAGUCGAAAUAAAAACACAUCAAUUAAUAA